CGUGGGAGGGCUGUGGGGGGACGUGGGCGUUCGUGGGGGUCACGGCGUGGGGCUGCCGUUUCCCCGUGGCCCCUCACGGGCCGCGCCCAGGUAAGCCCACGCCUGACCGUAGUCAGCCCCACCAUGCCGGGGGCGCCGCCACCCUCGUGGCCACCCGCCCCUUCCUCGGCGGGACGAAGGUGGGAGCAGCCCCGGAUCCCCGUCCCUCUGCCGGGGUGGGAACCUCUGGGUCGCUUGUCCCCUGCCACGGUGACCCUUCGGCAGGUCCCGGCGUGGCCGAGCCGCCCGUGAGGGCCUGAGUCCCGGCGCUGACACUGGUGACAGUCCCGGUGUUACACCGGUACCGUCCCGAUACGGUGCUGGCGCUGACCCCGGGGCGCUCCCGGCGCUGGCACCGGCUCGUUCCCGUUGCGGGUCCCGGCACGGUCUCGGGGCCGUCCCGAGGGCGGCGCUUCCCGCAUCAGUUUCUGUUUCUCCGCGGGUAAGUUUCUGGUCAAGAAAUGGAGGAGACGCCCAGACGCCCCUGGCAACUCGUCCGGAGCCGUCCGGCAGCACCCCCGGAGCCGUCCGGCACCAUCCGCGGAGCCCUCCCGCAUCACCCUCGGAGCCCUCCCGUAGCACCCUCGGAGCCCUCCCGCAGCACCCCCGCGCACCCCCGGCACCUUUCCCGGCGGUUCCCAGUGCCCGACCCGUCCCUGCCGGGGCCGUCCCCGGUGCCAGCGGCUCCCCACACCCGCGCCGUAGAGUGGCCGUGCCCCACGCACGGCCCCAGCGCUGCCCCAGGGCAGGUGAGUGGAGCCGGGGCCGGCCGGGACCGGGGGCACAGCCGCCAUCCCCGCACUCCCCGCUCCCACAGCAACCCCGUUCCCCUCACCCUCCCUUUGGCCGCGGCCCCGCGGCCUCACGUCCCUGUCCCUGCGUGGGCCGAUGCCACGCCACGUCCCCCCGUCCCGCCGGGGCCUCUCCCCACCCCGCACCCGGUCCCGCAGCCCCAAGCGCUGGCGGUCGGCGAGCCCCGAGGGGGACUGGGAUGCCCGGUAUAACGGCUGGCGGGCCCCAGAGCUGGGGUACAGCAGGGAGCCCCCUGACCUUCUGGGCAGCCUGGAGCGGCUCUGCGACCGCAGCCCCAGGCAGCUCCUGCCCUUCCUGCGGGACCACGCGUUGGAACUGGGCCAGCUGCUGGCUCGCCAGGACCUGAGCCCAGCCCAGGUGUACGCGCUGCUGCGGGCCCUCGGGGCCGUGCUGGAGCACGGGGGGCUGCGGCAGCCCUCCACGCCCCUCCUGGCCCUGCUGCUGACCCGGGAUUUCAUCCUGGGGGACCUGCUGAGGUUCAUCACCGAGCUGGACACCUUCCAGUGCUGGGACGGACAGGUCUCUCAGGAGGUGGUGGGGGACACAGUGGCCGCUCUCCACCACCUGCUGACCGCCUGCCCCAGCCACGUGCGGACGCUGCUCUGCUACCCCGUCGACCUCCUCUUCUGCACCGUGCAGCGGCUCCAGAGCCGCGGCUUCCAGUUCUCCUGGCUCAUCCAGCAGCGCCUGCACGACGCCAAGCGCCGGGUGGACGCGGCUUUCCCCCACCGCCACCGUCCCGCCGGCGCUUGGCUGGAUGACUUCCGUGAGGUGCCGGUGAUCCCCGCGCCCGAGGAGCUCUUUGGGGAGGCGGAGGGCCGGCUGCGCCCCAACCUGUGGCGCGGGGCGCACGAGAGCGCCGCAGCCUACCUGGACCUGCACUUCCGACUGCUGCGGGAGGAUUUCCUCAAGCCGCUGCGGGACGGCAUCGCGGCGGCGUUCUCCCUCGACGGCAACGACGGGGUGGCGCUCAGCCUCUACCGGGGGGUGCAGCUCCACACCGUGGCCGUCACACCAGCCGGUCCCAUCUACCUGGCCAAUUUCCCACCCCGUGCUGGCCCAGUGGCCGACGAGCGCCUGAAAAGUGGCUCCCUCACCUGCCUCCUCUCCGAGGACUGCUGCCACGUGCUCUUCGGGGUGGUGGCUGGGGUGCCAAAGGGGAGGGCAGCCCACCAGGACUGCAUCUGGCUGCACAUCCAGACCUACAGCCACCAGCAGCUCCUCGCCCACCUGGGGAGAACCACCUUCACCAUGGUGGAGUCCCCGGCCUUCUUUGAGGCGUACCGGCAUGUGCUGGAGGGGCUGCAGGAGCUGAGCCCCGCCGCCGUGCCCUUCAGCCGUUACCUGGUGCACUGCAAGCCCAACAUCCGCCGCCCCGCGCACCUCGGCGCCGACAGGCUCUUUAACCUCAUGCCGCUGCUGCCGGCCGGCGCAGAGAAGGGAGAAGAGCCGGCGGUGGACCUCUCCGCCGUGAGCCUGGACGACCCGGAGAUCUGGUCCCCGAAGACUUUCCCCCACUUGGACGAGUCUCAGCUCGCAGCCAUCCGGCUGGCGCUGAGCAGGGAGUUCAUGCUCAUCCAGGGCCCCCCUGGCACAGGCAAAACCUUCAUCGGACUCAAGAUCACAGAGCUGCUGCUUCGGAACCAGGAUGGGGAGCCCUGGGAGGAGCGGCCGCCCCUCCUGGUGGUGUGCUACACCAACCACGCCCUCGACCAGUUCAUGGAAGGCAUCCUCCAGUUCCAGCCCACCCAAGUGGUGCGCAUCGGGGCGAACUGCCGAAGCGAGAAGGUGAAGGGCUGCUCCCUGCAGCUGCUCCGGCAAAGAGCACCCUGCGGGCUGUUGGGGGUCAGCAGCUGGCGGCAGCACAUGCAGAUGCGGAGCGCCUUGCAGGAGCAGGAGAAGAGCAUCGCCUUCUGCACGGAGGUGCUGGGGCUGCUCCGCCGCGGCAUCCUCACCACCAGCGAGCUGGAGGCAGAGAUUGAGAAGGACGACCUGCUCUUAAAGGGCACUGUGCAUCUGGACAUGCUGCAGUGGCUGCAGGUGCAGACCCCGGUGCCGCCAGAGGACAGGAGCCCGCGGCGAGGCCAGGACUGUGCGGCAGGCACAGAGCGAGGGGCCGGGCGGCACCGGGGGGACCCUGGGGCAGAGGAGAGCUGGGAGAUGCGCGGGGACGAGUGGUGCCUGGAUGAGGAGGAGGAGUUCGACCCGGCCGAGGCUGAGAGAAGAAGAGCCAGGGAGAAGUUCGCCUACAUCAUCCCCGAGGAGGAGGAGGGCCCGCCGGACAUCCAGCUGGCCUGCCAGCUGCAGGACAGCGAUGCCAUGACCGACGCGGAGGUCAGGCGCCUGAGGAACCUCUGGCAGCUCCGGCUCAGCGACCGGUGGCGGCUCUACAGGCGGUGGCUGGGCACCUACGGCGCGGCGCUGGAGGAGGCGCUGGCGCGGCAGCUGGAGGAGUACGAGCAGAGCGCGGCCAAGCUGGCCCAGCACCAGCUCCAGGAGGACCUGCAGAUCCUCAGGCAGAGCCGCGUCAUCGGGAUGACGACCACGGGGGCUGCCAAGUACCGCAAGCUGCUCCAGCACGUCCAGCCCCAGACAGUGAUUGUGGAAGAGGCUGCGGAGAUCCUGGAAGCGCACGUCCUGACCUGCCUCACCACCUCCUGCAAGCACCUCAUCCUCAUCGGGGACCACCAGCAGCUGAGACCCAAACCCGCCGACUACACCUUGGAGAAGAAAUACUGCCUCGGCGUCUCCCUCUUCCAGCGAAUGAUCAACAACGAGAUCCCCCAUGUGCAGCUGCUGUGCCAGCACCGCAUGCGCCCAGAGAUCUCCCAGCUGCUCGUCCCCUUCUUCUAUGAGGUGCUGAGGGACCACCCGGCUGUCAGCAGCUACAAGAGGAUCAAGGGCGUCGAGAGCAGCGUCUUCUUCAUCCAGCACGUGGGGGCUGAGGACCUCAGCGGCCACACCGGCAGCUACAGCAACCGCUCGGAGGCCUCCUUCCUGGUGCACCUCUGCAAGUACCUGCUGGAGCAGGGCUACGGCAAGGGGCAGCUCACCGUCCUCACCCCCUACCGCGGCCAGGUGGCCACCAUCUGGCAGCUGCUGGCCAGGAGGGACAUGGCCGAGGUGGCCGUCUGCACCGUGGAUGACUUCCAAGGGAAGGAGAGCGACAUCGUCUUGCUCUCGCUGGUGCGGAGCAACCCGGAGGGGCGGAUCGGCUUCCUCGGGGACCGCCACCGCGUCUGUGUGGCUUUCUCCCGCGCCAGAAAGGGCUUCUACUGCGUCGGCGACCUGGAGGGCAUCGCCCGGGGCACCGGCGGCUGGCUCUGGGCCGAGAUCCUGGACGCCCUGAAGAGCAAGGGCCUAGUGGGGGACGGGCUGGUGCUGACCUGCCAAAACCACCCCGAGGUGACGGUGACAGUGCGGGACGCCUCCGACUUCAGGCAAAGCCCCGAGGGCGGCUGCACGCACCGGUGCCGGAUAGCGCUGCCCUGCGGCCACCCCUGCCCGCGGUACUGCCACCCGCGCGACCGCGAGCACCGGCGGGUGCGCUGCUGCCUGCCCUGCGCCCGGCCGCCCUGCGAGCGCGGCCACCCCUGCCCCAAGCUCUGCUGGGAGGAGUGCGGCCCCUGCCUCAAGAAGGUGGAGAAGGUCCUGCCCCGCUGCGGCCACCGGCAGCGCUUGCCGUGCCACGUGCCGGCUGAGCACUGGUGCUGCCAGGAGCCAUGCCUGCGGCCCCUCGCCUGCGGGCAUCCCUGCCUGCGGCGCUGCGGGGACGACUGCGGCGGGGACGACUGCGGCGGGGACGACCGCGGUGGGGACGACUGCGGCGGGGACGACCGCGGCGAGGCGGCGGCGGAGGUCCUGCCGUGCAACCAGCCUGCCCGAACCCAUCAGGAGCUGCCUGCUGCCUGCCAGGAGAGCAGCCGGCAGAGCCCGCAGUGAGGGCCUCCC
Phalacrocorax carbo (great cormorant) is the source of this 4803-nucleotide messenger RNA. The record is from RefSeq and is a predicted model, not a curated record. Lineage: Eukaryota; Metazoa; Chordata; Aves; Suliformes; Phalacrocoracidae.